AUGAACAAGAUGCUGCAAGGCUAUGGGGCCUCUUACCCUCCAGCUUCGAUGUACGAGAAGGGGGCCUACUCCAUGGGGUCUGCCUCAGACUUUGACAGCACGAGAUUAGAUUCGCAACCGCGCUACUUCGAGGUGCCAGACACGGAGACCUUCGAAUUCGAGGAAGAUGCUGAGGCUGUUCGCGCGCUGGCCGAGAAGUUGGCCAAUGAAGAGUCUCCUGAAGCGCUGCUGGAUCGAGCAAUCUUCGAGUGA
This is a messenger RNA of Symbiodinium pilosum, 252 nucleotides long. NCBI's taxonomy places the organism in Eukaryota, Dinophyceae, Suessiales, Symbiodiniaceae. The record is from the annotation of a GenBank genome assembly.